Homo sapiens (human) is the source of this 1876-nucleotide messenger RNA. It is a transcript of the gene MMP27, whose product is annotated as matrix metallopeptidase 27. Gene Ontology annotation, cellular component: endoplasmic reticulum; extracellular matrix. Lineage: Eukaryota; Metazoa; Chordata; Mammalia; Primates; Hominidae. Gene Ontology annotation, molecular function: zinc ion binding; metalloendopeptidase activity; metallopeptidase activity. The record is from RefSeq and is marked reviewed. The transcript is spliced from 10 exons. Gene Ontology annotation, biological process: proteolysis. Bases 56 to 1597 code for a protein of 513 amino acids.
AUUAUUUUCUAAAUUCUGUGCUAACAGAACCGGCUUCAGCUGAAGAAAGAGAGGAAUGAAGCGCCUUCUGCUUCUGUUUUUGUUCUUUAUAACAUUUUCUUCUGCAUUUCCCUUAGUCCGGAUGACGGAAAAUGAAGAAAAUAUGCAACUGGCUCAGGCAUAUCUCAACCAGUUCUACUCUCUUGAAAUAGAAGGGAAUCAUCUUGUUCAAAGCAAGAAUAGGAGUCUCAUAGAUGACAAAAUUCGGGAAAUGCAAGCAUUUUUUGGAUUGACAGUGACUGGAAAACUGGACUCAAACACCCUUGAGAUCAUGAAGACACCCAGGUGUGGGGUGCCUGAUGUGGGCCAGUAUGGCUACACCCUCCCUGGGUGGAGAAAAUACAACCUCACCUACAGAAUAAUAAACUAUACUCCGGAUAUGGCACGAGCUGCUGUGGAUGAGGCUAUCCAAGAAGGUUUAGAAGUGUGGAGCAAAGUCACUCCACUAAAAUUCACCAAGAUUUCAAAGGGGAUUGCAGACAUCAUGAUUGCCUUUAGGACUCGAGUCCAUGGUCGGUGUCCUCGCUAUUUUGAUGGUCCCUUGGGAGUGCUUGGCCAUGCCUUUCCUCCUGGUCCGGGUCUGGGUGGUGACACUCAUUUUGAUGAGGAUGAAAACUGGACCAAGGAUGGAGCAGGAUUCAACUUGUUUCUUGUGGCUGCUCAUGAAUUUGGUCAUGCACUGGGGCUCUCUCACUCCAAUGAUCAAACAGCCUUGAUGUUCCCAAAUUAUGUCUCCCUGGAUCCCAGAAAAUACCCACUUUCUCAGGAUGAUAUCAAUGGAAUCCAGUCCAUCUAUGGAGGUCUGCCUAAGGAACCUGCUAAGCCAAAGGAACCCACUAUACCCCAUGCCUGUGACCCUGACUUGACUUUUGACGCUAUCACAACUUUCCGCAGAGAAGUAAUGUUCUUUAAAGGCAGGCACCUAUGGAGGAUCUAUUAUGAUAUCACGGAUGUUGAGUUUGAAUUAAUUGCUUCAUUCUGGCCAUCUCUGCCAGCUGAUCUGCAAGCUGCAUACGAGAACCCCAGAGAUAAGAUUCUGGUUUUUAAAGAUGAAAACUUCUGGAUGAUCAGAGGAUAUGCUGUCUUGCCAGAUUAUCCCAAAUCCAUCCAUACAUUAGGUUUUCCAGGACGUGUGAAGAAAAUAGAUGCAGCCGUCUGUGAUAAGACCACAAGAAAAACCUACUUCUUUGUGGGCAUUUGGUGCUGGAGGUUUGAUGAAAUGACCCAAACCAUGGACAAAGGGUUCCCGCAGAGAGUGGUAAAACACUUUCCUGGAAUCAGUAUCCGUGUUGAUGCUGCUUUCCAGUACAAAGGAUUCUUCUUUUUCAGCCGUGGAUCAAAGCAAUUUGAAUACGACAUUAAGACAAAGAAUAUUACCCGAAUCAUGAGAACUAAUACUUGGUUUCAAUGCAAAGAACCAAAGAACUCCUCAUUUGGUUUUGAUAUCAACAAGGAAAAAGCACAUUCAGGAGGCAUAAAGAUAUUGUAUCAUAAGAGUUUAAGCUUGUUUAUUUUUGGUAUUGUUCAUUUGCUGAAAAACACUUCUAUUUAUCAAUAAAUUCAUAGACCUAAAAUAAACCUCAACAGGUCUUUUAAUAUAAAUUCUGCUUCAAAAUAGAAUAAAACCAUUCUUUAACAACAAGUUGCUGGUCCUAGUUCUAAAUAUCCAAAUUCAAUGGCCAUUUUGAGCUGCCUGAUUCUUUUAAUAGGAAGUUAUUAUGUAGAAACAAAAAUCUCUGACUGUACUUUAAGCCUAUUUCAUGCUUUGUGGACUUGGAGAAGACAUGUCUUAUAACUGAAUACUGAAACAUUUAUUAAACCAAUCUUUAGCAUUCUA